Messenger RNA from Medicago truncatula (barrel medic), 1289 nucleotides. RefSeq lists its product as uncharacterized. The transcript is spliced from 9 exons. The record is from RefSeq and is a predicted model, not a curated record. Bases 1 to 1110 code for a protein of 369 amino acids. Lineage: Eukaryota; Viridiplantae; Streptophyta; Magnoliopsida; Fabales; Fabaceae.
AUGAUAGAGUCAACGUUGCAUAAGCCAACAAAAAUCGGCGGACUCAACUUGAGUCAAGGAUCUCCCCCAACAUCAAAAAGAAGCAAAAAUGUGGUUUCUGAACAAAAGUUUGUUGCUAAGUCUCCAUUUAGCCGUUCCAAAUCUUUGUCAGAACACAAUGUCGACAAUGUUAUCCUUUUACCGGACGAUGAUGAAAUAGACAAGAAAGAAUCAAAAACUACUUCUAACAUUCAGUCCACCUACUUGAAGGGAAGCACAAGCAAGUUUGUUGAGACCAACUUUGUUACGACAUCAAAAAUGAAACUCCAACCUGUGGAAGAACAUGUUUCAUGUUAUGUUUUUCAUUCCAAGAAUGAUCUAAGUGAGGAAUUGUUCAAGGUUGAAACCCUCAUAGGCUCACGAAGUGAAUUUCAGACUCUAUGUCCUGGAAGAAUAGUUUACACUGAGAUACUUGAGAUGAUGUCCGCUAAGGUGACAUGGAUUGAGAGGAACGUUGAUGUACCAAGUAUAUGGUCACUCCCCCCCUCAUUUGUGAGAGAUGCAUUCCGUCGUAAUACAAUUGAAGAGCUAAUCGAGAAGUAUGGGAAAAAUUGGAUGCCUCCAAUUGAAAACCUAAAGCAUAUUUAUUUGCCAAUUUAUGAUUGCGUUGGCAAUUGGUUUCUUAUGGUUGCAUCCAUUGAUGGCCAAAUUUUGUACCACCUAGAUCCAGGUUUUGAGAAAAGAAAUAUAAUCCCUAGACAAGACGACAUUAAGAAAUUGUGGCAAAUUAUUAGUGAAAUGGUACAAACCAUGGUUCAAAGUGAACACUUUCCACCCCACUUUCUAUGUGAAGUGCAGCACAUAGACAAUUGGGAUAUGGCCGAGUCUGUAGGACUUGUUUCUGAAGGAUUUUGUCAACAUUCUGCUGUUUGGGUCUUACAAUGGCUAGCAAUGGGUUCAUCUUUUACACCUAACAUACAUGUCGUGAUGAAAGAAGAUGUUGUUAGAAUGAAGGUGGCGGUUGAUUUGUUGUUGGGUGAGCAUAAUGAAUAUAAAGACAUCCUGGUGGAGAAAGCUGAAAAAGCGUGGCACGAUAUGAACAAUGUCGAGCAAUCAAAAUAUUUCAACUAAUUUUUUUUCUUCUAGGAUAUUGUAGGCAUGUCUACAAUAGCCACUCGCAUUAGAAUCAAAUUAAUUUGUAGGAACUUUCUUCUAUGGUUGCUUCCUUUUGUUUUUUGAUUACUUUGGUUAGAUUUGUUUAAUGUUGUUUAACACUGCACUCUUUUUUCCUUCAAGGUUUUUAACGAGGC